Molecule: messenger RNA, 3609 nt
Organism: Colletotrichum orchidophilum
Lineage: Eukaryota; Fungi; Ascomycota; Sordariomycetes; Glomerellales; Glomerellaceae
Product: SH3 domain-containing protein
Exons: 4
Coding region: 1-3609 (1202 amino acids)
Biological process (GO): protein transport to vacuole involved in ubiquitin-dependent protein catabolic process via the multivesicular body sorting pathway
Cellular component (GO): ESCRT-0 complex
Molecular function (GO): protein binding
Source: RefSeq, a predicted model, not a curated record
AUGCAAAAGAGGGACAUGAAAACUAGAGCUCCAGCGUCGGUCGCUCUGACCUGCGGCACCCAACUCCUCUUUCGACCGUCCAGGUGUUCGCAUCCCACAAACACACCGACGACAAGCCAAAUCGACAACUACGACGAUAUUGACGAAAGCGACGGACUAUCCCGACCACUGCCGGCCAUGUCGACCGCCCCUUUCAGGGUCAAGGCCCUGUUCGAAUACUCCUCGCCCCACGAGGAUGACCUCCAGUUCCCCGCCGGCGUCAUCAUCACCGUGACGGACGAGGAGGAUGCUGACUGGUUCACCGGCGAGUACGUUGACGACUCUGGCGCCAAGCACGAAGGAAUCUUUCCUCGCAAUUUCGUCGAGAAAUUCGAACCCCAGGCCCCGCCUCGCCCAACGAGAACCCGAACCAAGAAAGAGGCCGAGGUAACGUCCCCCGUUUCGGAGGCGGCCGCCCCAGCUCCUCAAUCCGAGCUUAAGCCCGCCCAAGAAGCUCACAAUGAGGUCGAGAAACCCGCGCCGCCCCCCGCUGCUGCUGUAUCUGCCUCGCUCGAAGCACCCGCAGCUCCCGAGCCCGAGCCUGUGAAGGCACCUGAGCCAAUCCCCGAACCGACCCCGGUUUCUCCGGCUCCCAAGACUGAGUCCCCCGCAGCUACAUCGCCUCCCAUCGCCAAGGCAGCGCCUGCUUCAUCGAAGCCCGGACCACCGCCCAAACCGUCCAGCAAUGCUUUCAAGGAUCGCAUCGCUGCAUUCAACAAGGCCUCGGCCGCUCCCAUUACGCCCUUUAAGCCGAGCGGGCUGGCCCAAGGUUCCUAUCACAUCAAGAAGCCCUUCGUGGCUCCUCCUCCAAGCCGCAAUGCAUACGUUCCCCCACCUACACAGGCACCGAUCGCAAAGGUUUAUCGAAGGGACGAGGACCCGGAAAUUUUGGAAAGAGAGGCAGAAGCCCAGGAGAGCGCUGAGAAGGCUGGCAUAGUUCCUGGUCCCUCCGGCGAAGAGGGCGAAGAUGUGCCGAAGCCGACCACCCUGAAGGAGCGCAUUGCACUUCUUCAAAGACAGCAACAAGAACAAGCACAGCGUAACGCCGAGGCCGCUGCGAAGAAGAAGGCUGCACGACCACCAACCAAGAAGCGCACCGACAGCCAGGAGGGUCCUGAGGAUGCCGGCGCUGCUCCUGCUCCUGCACCCGAGGCCGAUGCGGAGGAGGUGGCGGGCCGAAGUUCGAUAGAUUCAGCGCGUAUGCCACCCCCACCUAGACGAAAGUCUUCCAAGGGCCCUGUUACCGAGAGCUACCAUGACGGUAAUGAAGCGGACAUGUCUGGGGCUGGUGACACUACAGAGGGUCCGGAAGAUCUCACCGAACGCGAUGACAGUGAUGCAGCUCCACGGCCUGUUCCCCGGCCUGUUCCUCGGCCUCAAGUCGCCUCGCCUAUUGAGGCAAGACAUGAGGAAGACCCAGCUGAUGAGCAAGGCGAAGACGAUGAAGAAGACGAGGACGAUGUUGACCCCGAGGUCCGCAGAAAGGAGGAGCUUCGAGCCAGAAUGGCUAAAAUGAGCGGCGGGAUGGGAAUGCACGGCAUGUUUGGAAUCCCAAUGGCUGCUCCGGCUAUUCCAAAGAAGAAGAAGACAAUCGAAAAGCCAGUGGAAGCCUCGCCAACAGAGGAGCACGAAGAGGAGACAUCACCUACUAGCCGUGUCGCCGUGCCGGGUAUGAUGGCAUUGCCAGGGCUGAGCGCACCCAAACGCCAAGAAGAGGCUGCCACUGAGCCUGAGCCGCCAACAUCUCCCAGAGCGCCGCCUCCACCUCCACGAACAAUUGAGGUCGAUGAUGACAGAGACGAGCCCAUUACGAGCCCCCCUCCUAGUCUUCCUCUCCGUGAACCCUCUGGAGCUCCUCCAGUUCCAGGAUCCCGGCCCGCAGCGCCGCCUGUUCCCAUCGAUUCUCGGCCCCCUACUUCUGGGCUCAAAUCCCCCAGUGAAGGCUCAGUGUCCGACGACGAGCUAUCAGGAGGUGCCCACGAUACUCCCAAGGCCGAAGAAGCACGAGCACCCCCACCACUGCCGCCAGUUGCCACUGCCGCACGCUCGCCACCUCCCAUCCCUGGUUCCGAGUUUUCACCAACGUCUCCCACCAGCUCUGCAAGCAAGCGGAUGAGCAGAGUCCCGCCUCCUAUCCCUGGAGCGGCGCCUCCCAUCCCCACGGCACAAUCGCGACCGCCUCCUCCACCACCUCCAGGUGGCGCUCUGAGUCGUCAGUCGACGCAGGACAUGCACGUAGCAUCACCUAUAUCACCUCCGAUCAGACCUCCUCAACAAGGUGACGAUGAGGACGAGGUUACCGAGUAUGAGGGAGACUACGACACCGACAUUGCCUCGUCAGUUCCCCACAAGGACGCUCUCAAGUCUCACGCGAGGGACUCGAGCCUCGACGACAACACACCAGUCAGGUCCCCCAUUUCUCCGACCCUACCACCGACCAUGCCGCCGCCCAUCCCAACCGGCCCGCCACCUAGAGCUGCCCCACCCCCGGUGCCGACUGCUGAUAAGCGCCGCUCGGUGGAUGUACCACGAACAGCUCCCCCGCCUCCUCCGCCGGCGAGAGACGAUGACGAGUAUGACCCCUAUAACUACUCAACCCCGAAGCUGCCGUACUCUCAGCGAACCCCGAAGAUCGAUGAGGAAGGAUACUUCCAGGAUGAUGCUCCGCCUAUGCCAUCGCCGUCUCACACGAGAGCUCCGCCUCCCGCCCCUCCUGGUGGCCGAGCUCGCCAGUCUCUGGAUGUAUCGCGAGCCUCCAUGUCUCAACGGCGCUCUAUGGAUGCGCACAGACCUUCCAUGUCCACAGAAUCAGGCUUCAUCGCUAACAAUGUUGACUUGGCCAAGCAAAGUGGAUGGUGGCGUCAGGAUAAGACAGUACCUCCCGUGUUCCAGGGUAGAAAGGACUUGUACUACGAGACAGAUGACUCGACAUCAGGCUCCCACGUUACACGUACCAUCUAUGUGCUCUUCCAAGAUUACUCGCAGACCAUCGUCACUGUUGUAUACGACCAGAACAACGCGGCAGACGUCCAGCUAGAUCAACGACAUGAUCCGCCUCCCAGAGCGCUGCGACAAGAUGAGCUUGAGCAAUCCUACGAACGCUUCGGAAGGCCCAUCUCCGAGGCGGUCGUCUCCAAGAAGGAGACGGUUGUUGGCGAUGGAACGCCGCAAAGUCUCAUCCACGAGCUCUUGAAGCCGUUCAGCGAUGCCCUGGCGCCGAUUGGUACUAGGGCUUAUGGCGCGCUCGUCUACUCCAACAUGGCCAACGCUUCAACACAACAAAACGACCAGAUUCGACCCGGCGAUAUCAUUUCCAUUCGAAACGCUCGGUUCCAGGGCAAGCACGGCCCCAUGCACGCCAAGUAUUCGAUGGAGGUUGGCAAGCCCGACCACGUGGCGGUUGUGUCGGAAUGGGAUGGUACGAAGAAAAAGGUCCGCGCCUGGGAGCAGGGCCGCGAAAGCAAAAAGAACAAAGUCGAGAGCUUCAAGCUGGAUGACUUGCGUAGUGGUGAGGUUAAAAUUUGGCGGGUGAUGCCCCGGAGCUGGGUGGGGUGGAACAGCCCGUCUUAG